Messenger RNA from Sus scrofa (pig), 1210 nucleotides. RefSeq names its product serine/threonine kinase 19 (gene WHR1). The record is from RefSeq and is marked provisional. Gene Ontology annotation, biological process: positive regulation of Ras protein signal transduction. Lineage: Eukaryota; Metazoa; Chordata; Mammalia; Artiodactyla; Suidae.
UCCUUCAGCAUCUACCUCUUCCCCGGCACCUUAAGAUCCCGGGAUAUGAGCCGGAAGAGGCAUCGCCUGGUCCCAGAGACCCUUGGACUGAAGAGACCGCGAGAAAGACGGGAUGUAGAGGCAGAUCCUUUGCGCGGCGAGUCAGGAUCUGCGCGCGCGGCAGUCGCGGAGCUAGUGCGGCUGUUCCCGCGAGUCCUGUUUGAGGAUGCGCUACCGCCCAUCGUGCUGAGGAACCAGGUGUACAGUCUCGUGCCGGACCGGACGGUGGCUGACCGGCAGCUGAAGGCACUUCAAGAGCAGGGGGAGAUCAGAAUCAUCCAGCUAGGCUUCGACUUGGACGCACAAGGAAUUAUCUUCACCGAGGACUACAGGACCAGAGUCCUCAAGGCUUGCGAGGGCCGCCCCUAUGCUGGCACAGUGCAGAAGUUCCUGGCUUCGGUGCUUCCAGCCUGUGGCGACCUUAGCUUCCAGCAGGACCAAAUGACACAGACUUUUGGCUUCAGGGAUCCGGAGAUCACGCAGCUGGUGAAUGCCGGGGUCCUCACUGUCCGAGACGCUGGAAGUUGGUGGCUCGCUGUGCCCGGAGCCGGGAGGUUCAUCAAGUGUUUUGUUAAAGGGCGCCAGGCCGUCCUGGGCAUGGUCAGGAAAGCCAAGUACCGGGAGCUCCUCCUCUCGGAACUCCUGGGCCGGCGGGCACCUGCCACGGUGCGUCUGGGCCUGGCCUAUCACGUGCACGACCUCAUUGGGGCCCAGUUGGUGGACUGUGUCUCCACCACUUCUGGUACCCUCCUCCGCCUGCCGGAGACGUGAGGAUUCUGCUCAUCGUUGGACAUGUCCCCAGCAUGGGGAGCGAGGGGCCCAGGCGCGCCGUCCCACCCUGGCUGACAUAGGGUCACCUUGGGAGGGUUUGGGAGCCACGAUGAGUGUUGGGCUUGUGUCUGUGCAAAGGGUCAGAUGUGCCCGCUGCUGUUUACCUGGGCUCCGACCCAGUGGUGGGGUUUGGGCAGUGCCUCUCUGCCCUUUGCUGAAAGUGGAACCAGAAACUGCCCAGGCCAUGGCUGCUGCCUUCCACGCAGCAAGCUGCUGCCGCUGCCCUGUCUUGGGAUGGGAAGCAGGGGUAUCUGGAGAGGCUGCCGAAGGAGGGUUCUUCUCCCGACAUGUUGGGUUGAAACUGCCAAAUAAAGUAUUUCUGCCUGUGACAUUUUCUGCA